Molecule: messenger RNA, 666 nt
Organism: Coffea arabica (coffee)
Lineage: Eukaryota; Viridiplantae; Streptophyta; Magnoliopsida; Gentianales; Rubiaceae
Source: RefSeq, a predicted model, not a curated record
AUGACUGGUGAUGCAUCACAGUUCAUCAAGCUCAAGCCAAAAACAAGCGGAAAUGUUACUUUUGGAGACGAUAAUAAAGCCAAAACUGUUGGCAUUGGUGAUGUUGGUAAAAAUGAAAUUGAUUUAAAGAAUGCUGAUACUCAAGACAGUCCAACUGGAGAAGUGAAUGACAGAGAUACCACUACUCCCAAUGAUCUUCCAAGAACCUGGAAAUUUGUCCAGAACCAUCCCAGGGAGCUUAUAAUUGGUGAUCCAUCUGAAAAGAUGGAAGAGCAGAACUCUGAAGGAAACACAGUUGGUGGAAAUGAGGAACCAGAACGGGCUACCCACGAUGAUGAAACUGUCACAAGGACAUCUGAUGGUCUCAUGAUGACCAUGACCCCUGCCCAACAAUCUUCUUUCAUUGAAGAAAGGAACCUGCUUGUGCCUCCAAUACCUGAAAACAAUGAAAAUGCUCAUCAGAAAGAGCCAAGACCUGAGCCCACAGGGCCAACUACUGGUACUGAGGCCACACCAGCUUCCAGCUCUCAGCCCAAGGAUAAAGGCAAGGCUCCAACUACUGAGAAGGCAUAUGAAGAAGACGAUGAAGAAACUGAGGAAGAAGUGGCUCCUGAACAGUUUCGUCUGGCUAGGAGGAGGCUUGGAUCAUCUAAAAUUACUAUCUAG